AUGGUGCAGGUUAUGAGAGUUCAAAGAAGAGUUGGAGAAGAGUUGGGACAAGGUGGUUUUGGUAUUGUUUAUAAAGGAAGUCUUCCUAAUGGCCAUCAAGUUGCUGUGAAGGUACUAACAAAAUCCAAGGAAAAUGGAGAGGAAUUUAUCAAUGAAGUUGCCAGCAUUAGCAGAACAUCUCAUGUCAAUAUUGUUAGACUUUUAGGGUUUUGUUUAGAUGGAUCAAAGCGAGCUCUUAUUUAUGACUUUAUGCCAAACGGAUCGCUAGAGAGAUUUAUUUUUAACAACAGCUAUGGUAUGAUGGUACUUGAAAUGGUCGGAGGAAGAAAAAAUCUUGAUGUUACCACAACAAGUAGCAGCGCAACUUAUUUUCCUCACUACCUUUAUAAAAAUAUUAAUCAGUACUGUGUAGAAGCUUGUGGUGACAAUGGUGAGGCUACAGAGAUAGUUAGAAAGAUGAUUCUAGUUGCAUUAUGGUGUAUUCAAACCAUGCCAGAUGAUCGUCCUUCAAUGAGUAGAGUGGUAAAUAUGUUGGAAGGUGACAUCAGUGAUCUACAACUACCACCUAAGCCAUAA
This is a messenger RNA of Ananas comosus (pineapple), 576 nucleotides long. Its product is annotated as LEAF RUST 10 DISEASE-RESISTANCE LOCUS RECEPTOR-LIKE PROTEIN KINASE-like 2.4. Bases 1 to 576 code for a protein of 191 amino acids. Gene Ontology annotation, biological process: protein phosphorylation. The record is from RefSeq and is a predicted model, not a curated record. Gene Ontology annotation, molecular function: protein kinase activity; ATP binding. Lineage: Eukaryota; Viridiplantae; Streptophyta; Magnoliopsida; Poales; Bromeliaceae. The transcript is spliced from 3 exons.